Messenger RNA from Fusarium coffeatum, 1806 nucleotides. RefSeq lists its product as uncharacterized. The record is from RefSeq and is a predicted model, not a curated record. Bases 1 to 1806 code for a protein of 601 amino acids. The transcript is spliced from 2 exons. NCBI's taxonomy places the organism in Eukaryota, Fungi, Ascomycota, Sordariomycetes, Hypocreales, Nectriaceae.
AUGGAAGUGAAGCAAGUACAGUACACCCAGAGCAAUCAUGCCGAACGACUUCUGCGUUUGGAAAAGAAGCAGGCAGAUGACGCUGCCUUGAAAUCUGUCUGGAAUUCCCCUUUCCCUGGUGUCUUGAGUGGUACCCCACAGACAGGACCCGUUUCCAUCCCGCACAAUGACAUGUUCGAUGAUUUGGAUGAGCAGGGCGAGGAACUGUUGGGGUCUCUUCAUCUUGGACCGGCAGAGGAGGAGCCUGUUCGUCGCGGGGCUGCUUCGCGGGCCAAUAGUGUUCGAUUCGAUGAGAGCGCCUUGCACGGGUCGAGUUGGGGUGGCCCAGCUAACCGCCACUCAGGAGACUUUGGACCUGUCCGCCCUGGGAGCGGUCUCAUGAUGGAACGUUCCCUGUCCCACAAGUCGGACGGACGACAUAGUUCUGCCGGACAUUCAGUACAUUCCCACCACUCUGUUGCCUCUGGCCGAGCUAGUAGCUUGGGUCUCGACAACAACUUUGCUGUUGGAGACGACGACGACGAUUCUUUUGAAAUCCCUGGACCCCCUCCUGCUCUCUUCGUCCUCGGCACAGUGCCCUCAAUUGUGCGAUGCUGGCUGACCCCUAACUUUGGGCAUUCCACCCUCCUUUAUGCCGACGUCUGCAGUGGCUCGCAAAAGUCGACAGUUGACUAUUCACUGCUGAGGGAACUGGAUCUAGUAGAUGAGAUUCAACGCGAUGUUGACGGUAUUCAUCGCGUGAGAUUGAACGUCUACUUCGCAGAGGCCCUCUCCACCCACCAUGGCAGUCGCUCCAGUAGCCCGCGGCCCCCUGUUCCUUCGAUCACGGUGCUCUUUGAGGUUCCCGGAAUUACAGAUCAGCCUGUUCAAGCAGUUGACCGCAAGGCUAUUCGUAUCUAUCUGGGCAGUGAUGUCCUAAGAGCUCAUUCUGCAGAUAUCCUGUUCUCACAGAACACCAUGACACUUCGUGGCGACGAGCGAGAACGACUCCAGAUUCCAUUUGUCCGCCCGGAAGAUGAAAAUACUUUUCGCAACAUCUGCACUGCAAACAUCGUUCCCGAGAAACCCAAGCUAAACGCCAAUGCUGCACCGUUCGUCUCCGGCGAUUUCAGCCAGGCUAGCCAAGAAAGCAUUCACGACAUGGAGCCCACCACCAACCAGGACUAUGAAUCCCGCAGCGAAAUGUCGCCAAUGGCAAGCGAGGUAGUCCUUAAUAAGCGUCCUGGCUCCAGAGGUAGCUUGUCUGGCGCGGAAAGCGAGCAGUCCCGAAGGGUCACCAAUGGUGACGAGGCGAGCCCCAGGAAUGGCCACUCUUCAUCUGAGGCUACUCGACGGGAGCCGUCUUCGGGUAUCUGGGGAUCCUGGCGCCAUGGGCUAGGAAACGGGACAGACGGUUCACAGCGAGACGGGUCGCUGAGCGGAUACCAACCCGCUGGUCGGGGUCGCAAUAUGAAAGUCUUGAAGCCCCAGAAGUCAGUCUCGAGGGCAGAUUCUUCAUACGAUACCGCUUCUUCAACCAAAGGUUCGCUGGACAGCCGGCGCAAGAGUCAAGCCAGUGUUGGAGAGAACGGUGUUGCCCUUGCCAACAGAUGGGAGGCUAAGCGUGUAAUGAGUGUGGGCGGUGCCGAGCACAAGGCGCAAUCUCAGUCACAGUCGUCAUUGUCAUCUACAAACCGCGAGGGGCGUAAUAGCAUUGCAACCCCCAACAAUACCUUGCCCAGGUCUGCCAACCCAGUCGGUGUUGCUUCAGCAUUUUCGUGGAUGACACCCACAUCGAAGCCCAAGACUACCGCAGGCUCGGAAUAG